This is a messenger RNA of Paramacrobiotus metropolitanus, 210 nucleotides long. RefSeq lists its product as uncharacterized. The record is from RefSeq and is a predicted model, not a curated record. The annotation marks the transcript as partial. Lineage: Eukaryota; Metazoa; Tardigrada; Eutardigrada; Parachela; Macrobiotidae. The transcript has 3 exons.
UUAGGCAGCUCCACUACGGUCUCCGGUACCGCUUCCUUCUCCUUUGGAACCUCGAACACGGCGGUUGGCGUUUCUUCUACCGGUUUCGGUUUUGGUGCAAAUGCGACCUCUGUAGUCACGUCCUCGGUUACAGCUUCCUUUUCUUUCGGUUUCGCUGGUUUCAGCUGCACCUCGGCGCGAUCUUUUCCACCGUUUCCUCCACCGGUUUGA